AUGCAUAAAUAUUAUCGUUUGGUUCUUCCUUUUUCUCAAUUUCUUUCUUUCUUUUUCUUUCUUCCUUUCUUUCUUUUUGUUUCUUUCUUUAUUUUUCUUUUCCUUUCUUUCUUUUUUUCUUUCUUAAUUUUUUUUUUCUUUCUAUUUUCAUACUAUGGUUAUGUUGUCUUUCUACGUUUUCCUGCCCACUUUUCCCUUCUUUCUUUCUUUCUUUCUUUCUUUCUUUCUUUUUCAUUAAUUACUUCUUUCUAUUUUCUUACUCUUCUUCUUUCUUUUGUCGUUAUUCGUUACUUCCUUUUUAUUUCUUUCCUUUUCUUUUCUUUUUUAUUCUUUCUUUCUUUCUUUCUUUUUCUUUCUUUAUUUCUUUCUUUCUUUCUAACCUUUUGCUUUCUUCUUCCUUUCUUACUUCCAGUUCUUUCUUUCUUUCUUUCUUUCUUUCUUUCUUUCUUUCUUUCUAACCUUUUCAUUUCUUUUUCUCUUUGUUACUUCUUAGGCCCACCAUCUAUCUGUCUACGAAGGUGCGGGUUAGUAAAGCUGUUUCCAGCCGGGAAAAGCAGAAUAGGCGAACCCAGUUCAAAUUGGGGAUGUCUGUGGUGA
Messenger RNA from Acanthosepion pharaonis, 597 nucleotides. The record is from the annotation of a GenBank genome assembly. NCBI's taxonomy places the organism in Eukaryota, Metazoa, Mollusca, Cephalopoda, Sepiida, Sepiidae.